UUUGAAGUUCCAAGUCGGAAGCUGCCCCCGAAAUAGACAUCGAUUGCUAUUGUGAAGUUUUACAGUCCGUAGUAGAUAUGCCACACAAAAAAAAACGAAAAAGAGUGACUUUUUAGCGUGUCAUUGACACAAAACUAAUCCGACUGGUUGCUAGGAAGUCCAAAGAUUACUUUUAAACCGUCUAACUGGUUAUAAUCUGCAUUUCGUGUCGUUGCUUGCCCGUAUGUAGUUUAGCUAGCUAUGUAGCUAAAUAGAUUAUAUCACAGGUUUAAAGAAUGCACUGGGAUAGCAAGCCGAGAGAGCAGUAAAGGAUGCUUCAGGGCCCGUACGUAAGCCUGGACCGGGACCGGCCCCUUAUCCGGCUCCCCUACACCUCCUUUACCAUCGGGACACUUGUGCUUCCUAUUACUGGACUUGUUGUCUCCCUCUUUAUUUCUUUGGUGUACCAUUUUGAAGAUGCCAUAUACACACACUGCCAUGUGUCCAACUACCUCCCGUCCAUCAGUGGCGCUAUCAGCCGCAUACCAGAACGCUACAUCUGGCGCUGCUGCAUAGGUUUGCACUCUGCGCCCCGAUACCUGAUGGCCGCCUCCUAUUUCCGCUUCUACCGGAGCCGCUUCGCCGAAAAGCUUCCUGAGCUGAUCCUGAGUGGGCUGGCGUUUUUAUGCAACCUCACUGAAAACUCGGCCUUGCUGCUGCUCACGUACGUGGCAUCCACAGAAGACUACACUGUUCACAAAUAUGCCUUCUUCGUUUUCAUUGUGAGUUCACUGCUUCACAUGCUCAUAACAUGCCGACUGUGGCAUGUCAUCAAGAAGCACUAUGUAAACCCCGAGGAGGCGACUUCGUACAAGUGGAAGCUGCGCCUGUUCCUGUUCAACAUAAGCUGCUGUGUGGCGGCUGCGUAUUUCUUCAGACGCCACAAUAAGCACUGCGAGACCGGAGUCUACACGCUGUUUGCUUUCUGCGAGUACCUGGUGGUCUUCUCCAACAUGGCCUUCCACGGCACGGUGCACUGGGACUUAGGAAACCACAUGGUCAUGGUGGCCCCAACGCCUGAAGACAAACGAUACUGAAACGGCAGUGGACUCUUUUUAAAAACACGUUUUUGACUGUGAACCCUUUUUAAAAAAAAAAAAGAGAGAGAAGUGCGGACUCAACUACAACAUUCCAACAGCCCUUGUACUGCCUGUGAAGUGUUAAGAGGUUAUAUUUUUAUUUUUUAGCAGUCAAAAACACUGAGGAACUGCUUGUUUAUUCAAAUGUCCUUAACGUGGAGAACCUAAUUUUUUUAAAUAUACAGAAUGUGAAUGUAAAAAAAGACGGAAAGAUUAAAACAGUAUGAUCAAAUGUCUUCACGUUCACAAAAAAAGAAAAGUCACUUUCAAAUCCUGUGCAGAAUUUAUUUAACAUGAAAACAACCUUCAAUGUGUUACAUGUACUAAGCAGCGGCCCUAGGGGCCACCAUUGGUAUAUUCUCUUAGGCGCUGUAAAAAAUUAACUCUGACAUCUCAUCGGCGACUGGAGAGAAAGUCCAGAGAAUCGGCAGACAGGAAGAGGAAGCGACUUCCAGCCUGUUUUAAGAGACGUUGUGAGGGAGAAGACGACACCCUGAGGGAGUGGACAAUUCACGCCACCGCAUGUCCUAUUUGCUUCUAAAGACGUUUCCUCCUCAAGGCCUCUGCAGGAAAUGUUGUUGUUGAUUCAUUCCGUCUGCUUUCACGUCUUUGGACAAUGAAAGAAAAUCUUAGCGAAAUUGUUACAUCUGAAUCAUUUCUUUACAAUUUUAUUUAACCUAUAUAACUAUACUUUUGAAUAUAAUUUUUGAUCAGUAAACAAAAACAAAUCAUCCCUCCCGACUAAUUGGAUUACUUUCUACUGAGAUGUUCUUUUCUCAUAACAUUUAAUUAAAAUUAUAUUAUAAAGUC
Messenger RNA from Nerophis ophidion (straightnose pipefish), 1928 nucleotides. It is a transcript of the gene pgap2, whose product is annotated as post-GPI attachment to proteins 2. Bases 312 to 1076 code for a protein of 254 amino acids. Gene Ontology annotation, cellular component: endoplasmic reticulum membrane; Golgi membrane. The transcript is spliced from 6 exons. The record is from RefSeq and is a predicted model, not a curated record. Gene Ontology annotation, biological process: GPI anchor biosynthetic process. Lineage: Eukaryota; Metazoa; Chordata; Actinopteri; Syngnathiformes; Syngnathidae.